UCCGCCCAAAUUGUUCGGUUCCCAGCCGCCCGGUUUAGAGGAAGUCCUUAUCAACCGACGAGAAGGCAACUUCACUCUCUGCAUCUCAAGCUUCGAUCUUUGCCUUUCUCUUCCGACUGGAGAUAGUAAUCUGCCUCGAAACCCUAAUCCGCCAUGAAUUUCUUCAAAUCGGUCUUCUCCGACGAGCCCGAACCCAUCAACUCGGAGUCAUCCUUCCCCAAACCCGAACCACAUUCAACGGACAAGCAAGAUCAAGGUCGGGAUCCUCCGCAACAUCAGACUCCAUUGAGCUCCAAUCCUAACCCUAGCAGUGGUUGGGACUUCGGGGGCCUGAUCAAGACCUUGACGAGCAAAUCCGAAUCCGUGAUCGAGACCUACCGCCGGGAUCUCGAGGAGUUUGGGUCCGGCCUGAAGAAGGAGAUCGAGGUGGCUCACGGUUCUCUCGGGACCGUCGGACAAGCCAUUGACGAGUUGGGGUCCUCCGUCCUCAAAGGGACCGCAGAGAUCAUCGCCCAGGGUAAGGACGUCAUCCUCUCUGCUGAUCGCAGGUUCGAGGACUCUCCGCGGGGGAGUGCCAUGGGCCAGGAUGGCGAUCAGACUUACCAGAGGUACAGCAGGUUCGAUGCUCAGGUGCGUGCUAUCCAGGGCGAUGCCGGGACGUACUGUGAUGAGCCGGAGGAUCUGGAUGACUAUAAGAAGUGGAAGCUGGGGUUUGAUUUGGGGGAGAAGAGAGAAGAAAUUAGAGUUCUUUCCGAGGAGAAUGAUGUCGUGAAGAGCCUUUACGAGAAGGUGGUUUCGGAUACCGUUGAUGACAAUACAUUCUGGUGCAGGUACUUCUAUCGGAUUCAUAAGCUUGAGCAAGCUGAGAGCUUUAGGGCUAGUCUUGUGAGGAGAGCGAUCUCGAGCGAGGAGGAGGAGCUCAGUUGGGAUGUGUAUGAUGAUGAUGAUGAUGAUGAGGGCGAAAAGGUAGAGGGAGUGAAUGUGGUUAAACCGAAGAAUGGGGACUCUGAGAAAAUUGAGCAUGAGAAUUCUAACGUGAAGGAGGUGUCUAGUGAAGCUGAUCGUGGAGAUGAUGUUUCGAAAAGAAAUUUAGCUGGGAAAGAGAGGAUCCAUAAUGAAGCCAUAAAAGAGGGCACGGCCGCUGGUGAAUUGCAAGAAUCCCGGGGAAGCUCGGAUGAUGAGAAGGGAGAGGAUGUGACGAAGGUGGAGACUGGUGAGAAGUCAGCAAGUGGCCGAGACACGCCUCUGGAAAGCGGGCAUGUCGAAAAGGAAUCUGAGACGGACAAGAGUGAUUCAAAACCAGAACAUAGUACUAAUGUUAUUUCAGAUGCUAACACUAAACCAGAGAAAUCUAGUAAAGAUCAUGAAACCGCCCAAGGAAUGAGCCAACCUUCAGCUCUAGAGGAGGAAGACCUUGGUUGGGAUGAGAUUGAGGAUCUGAGCAGCAUUGAUGACCAGAAAGCAUCUCAUGGAGGGAAUCCAAGCCCGAACAGGGCUGAGCUGACAAAGCGGCUCAGUGCUGCUGAAGACGAAGAAGAUUUGUCUUGGGACAUUGAGGAUGAUGACGGGCCUGCCAAAGCUUGAUUCAGCUCAGGUUGUGCUAGAGGUGGUUCUUUCAGAUUUGUUCGUGGUUCUUGCGCUGCUGUUGAGGAGGACUUUCUUCUUGACAUCUUAGUCGAUUGGUGAAAUGCAUAUAUCUGUGAUUUUAGUGUCUUAUAUUUCAUGAUUAUCAACCAACAUUGUUUAUAACAAUAAAAAGGUUUAUAUUAUUUGGUCCAAUUCCCUGUU
This is a messenger RNA of Punica granatum (pomegranate), 1788 nucleotides long. Lineage: Eukaryota; Viridiplantae; Streptophyta; Magnoliopsida; Myrtales; Lythraceae. The record is from RefSeq and is a predicted model, not a curated record.